AUGUCAGCGAGACCGAAGACGGCGAAGAAGGACGGCAGCGGCAGUGUCAGCGCCGGCAACGGCAACAGCGCAGCCGACGGUAUCAAGAAGGUUGUCACGCGCGUCUCCCGCGCCUGCGAUCAAUGCCGCAAGCAAAAAAUGCGAUGUCAGAAUGCAGACGAUCCGCCAUGCGUGCGCUGUAAAUCUGCUAACAUUCCGUGUACUUUCGAAAAGCCAGCGAGGGAUUCAACGGCUAUCGGCGAAGCUGGUCUGGAGCGCAUAAGAAGUCUUGAAAUGCAAGUUUCGUCAAUGAGUUCUAAUUUGUUCGAACUCGUCGGCUUUUUCCGGUCUACGAACAAGGCACAACCACAAUCAUUGGAUAAUUCCCCAUUCGGAUCUGCUCAAGCUUCAGCUUCUCAGCCACAGUUACAUCAUCUGGCUGCUCCCGCUGAGCAAUUCCCCCUGAAACGCCCUGUGGAGGAUUCUACGGGGAUGAGACACACUCCCCAAGGCACACAUUUUUUAGAUUCAUCACAACAUCACCCACAUCCAGUUCCUGGCGCAUUUCCAUCUUCCCAUCAUUCACGACCCUUCCAUGCCUUUGCAUCGCCUAGAAAUUCGAAGCGACAGUACUUUCAUUCUACAGUCACAUCGGCUGCUUCGUCAGACGAUGAGGAAGAACUCCCGUCUUCAGCUCUGGUUGCUCCCAUAGAAGUGCUUAGAGGGCUUGCUGAUGCUGCUGCUGAACGACACGCUACAGAAGCUAUAGAGGCUAAAGAACAAGCCUUGCUUAGGGCUAAUGCGAGUGCUUCUGAUGAUCAACCACAAUCAAAACUCCCGCAUCACUCAUUCACACAACCGUCCGACUCAUUCCUACCUUCAAAGCGGAAAGAUAUGGCUGAUAACCCACUGUCGACUGGACGCAACAAGCGAAAAAAAAAAUGUGACCCACCACAUGCCUACGCAGAUGUUGUCACUAAGGGUGUAGUUUCAGAUCAGACCGCGAGAGAGCUUUUCAAGAUAUAUUUCGAAGAAUGUCACAAGUUCUUGCCCUUAUUUGAUCCCACACAUGACACUUACGAGGAGCUUCGCAAAAGGUCACCGUUCUGUGUCACUGUUAUUUGCAUGGUAGCGGCUAGAGUGAUGGAUGGAGGUAACGCACCUACGCAACUCUAUCUCGAUUGCCAAAGAGAGGCGAGGGAGAUAGCGAAAAACUCAAUGUUUUUGCAAAUGACGAGGAAGGAAGCUGUGCAAGCAUUGCUUUUGUUUUCUGCAUUUCAGGACAACUCUUGGCUAGUUGGAGGACAUGCUGUCAGAGUAGCGUAUGAGGUUGGACUAGAUAAGGCAAUCUCCAAGCUGCUUAGACGUUUGAAGAAAACACCAAGCACAAACUCACCAGCGGAUGAUUAUGAGCGGCAGAUAGUUGCUGCAGUAAGGAUAUGGAUCUGUCUGUAUAUACACGAGCAGCAGCUUAGCUUCGGUACUGGUCGAACAGCUUUUUUGAGAGAUGAUCGGGGUACACUUAGCCAUUCACGAAUAUUACUUGACCACCCACUGGCUACACCGACUGAUUUUCGUCUUGUGAGCACAGUGGAGCUCUUGCAGAUUAGGGAAAAAGUACACACGGAGCUGCAGCCGUUUGAUGCACGCGUCGAUGAGCAUACCUUUGCGACGCUAAGAUCGGCGACUGUAGAGUUUGACGGAUGGUUCAACGAUUGGAAGGAACACAUACAAAACAAAUUCCCAGAUCAACAAUUUUUCAUACAGAGUUUGUACGUGCAACGUCAAUACGCUGAGCUGUUCCACCACGCUGUUGCACUGCGGGGCAUAAAAGGACCUUCGGAUAUAGUCACUAUGCCAAUGGAGCAGCGAUCGAUAGCACACCGAGCGAUGGGCGCAGCGCAACACUGCCUUGAUGCUUGCAUCAAACCUGGAGAAUACGGGCAUAAUUUGAAAUACGCAGUGCAUUACACUCACGUAUGUGCCGCAUUUGCUGGAUCAUUCCUGCUCCGUCUCGCCAAAUUGUUCCCUGAAGAUUUGCAGUUGGAUAGUAUACUGGAACGUGUGGAGAUAUUGGCAGAGUUGUUGUCUAGAACCCCGGCCAGUCGGUACGGGCGCAGUCUCAGACUGAUGCUGAACAGAAGUAUGCGACAAGCAACGCCAUCGGAGCUAGGUAGAGGAGGUAGCUUACCAGCAGGGGUGGGAAUAAGGACAGGGAUGAGUGGCAGUGGAGGUGAUAUUGGUGGUGGUAGUGGUGGUGCAAAUCUUAAUGGACAUAACAAUGGCAAUAGCAAUACCAACAAUAUACCAAUGAGCAAUGGGAUGAUGCUCGAUACGGGCCAUAUGGAACAACCGUGGAACUUGAUGGAAGGCACACAACAACAGCAAGAAGGAUGGUCGCCGGUGAUGCUCAACGGGCUGGGUAUAGAGACAUCGACGUCGACGCCAAACUCGCAGUCGACACUUGUGAGUGGGGAGAAUGGAUUAGGAGGGGGAAUUGGAACGGAGUUGCCGUUGUGGCUCCAGGAGACAAACCUCGGGGAUCUUGGAUUAACAAACACAGGCACGGAAGCGUAUUUCUUGCCAUCGGAGGAUUUAAGUAAUUUCACGUUGCUGUAG
Molecule: messenger RNA, 2598 nt
Organism: Wallemia ichthyophaga EXF-994
Lineage: Eukaryota; Fungi; Basidiomycota; Wallemiomycetes; Wallemiales; Wallemiaceae
Product: Transcriptional activator of proteases prtT
Exons: 8
Coding region: 1-2598 (865 amino acids)
Biological process (GO): regulation of DNA-templated transcription; DNA-templated transcription
Cellular component (GO): nucleus
Molecular function (GO): transcription cis-regulatory region binding; zinc ion binding; DNA-binding transcription factor activity, RNA polymerase II-specific
Source: RefSeq, a predicted model, not a curated record